Messenger RNA from Olea europaea var. sylvestris, 862 nucleotides. Its product is annotated as scarecrow-like protein 3. NCBI's taxonomy places the organism in Eukaryota, Viridiplantae, Streptophyta, Magnoliopsida, Lamiales, Oleaceae. Gene Ontology annotation, cellular component: nucleus. Gene Ontology annotation, molecular function: sequence-specific DNA binding; DNA-binding transcription factor activity. The transcript has a single exon. The record is from RefSeq and is a predicted model, not a curated record. Gene Ontology annotation, biological process: regulation of DNA-templated transcription. The coding region runs from base 1 to 687 and encodes 228 amino acids.
AUGCAGUUGCAUUCUCUUUUGGCAUCGGACUCUGAACUUAGGAAGAAGUCCCUACCAAUGCCAAUGAAUGCAGCCGGUGUUCACUUGCAAAGGGUCAAUCAAAUGAACCAAAGAAGUUCACAGGAUUUGAUUGAGAAAGAUAUGGUUAAUAGUCGUAGUCCAAGUAAUGAAUCGGCUUCUUCUUCGCCAUUAUCUUCAAUACCCUUGUCUAAUAUGGAUAGCUUUCUUAAUGCUUUGUGGGGUUUGUCGCCGAAGGUCAUGGUGGUUACUGAACAAGAUUCAGACCACAAUGGGACAAGUUUAAUGGAGAGGAUAUCAGAAUCCUUGUACUUCUAUGCUGCAUUGUUUGACAGUUUGGAGUCUACUUUGCCAAGAACUUCUUUGGAGAGAUUGAGGAUGGAGAAGAUAUUAGGUGAGGAGAUUAAGAAUAUCAUUGCUUGUGAAGGCGCAGAGAGGAAGGAAAGACAUGAAAAGCUUGAAAAAUGGGCUCAAAGAUUUGAUUUCUCUGGUUUUGUGAAUGUUCAUUUGAGCUACUAUGCUAUGUUGCAGGCAAAUAAAUUGCUACAAGGUUACAAUUGUGAUGGUUACAAGAUCAAGGAAGAGAAUGGUUGCGUAGUGAUUUGCUGGCAAGAUCGACCCCUUUUAGCGGUAUCAGCUUGGAGAUUUAGGAGGGGAAUUCAUGACUGAUUUACCAUAUACAUUUUGUUAAAUCUUCUUCUGCUGUUGUUAAUUAAGGGCAAAUCUUGGUUUUGUUGCAUGUAGAAAUGGAUGGUUAUAGACUUUGUAAAUUCUUUGUUGUUUUCAAGAUCUGUAUGAACUUGGAAGUUUUAUCGAGUAGAUUUUUUGUAACUAAUUUCUUAUA